AUGAGUAUAGAGUUAUUUACCAUUCCGGAACUGUUGGGAAAUGGAAGGAUUGCUACCAUUAAAACCGGUGAUGGUACAAUUUAUUUCCUAGCAAGGGAAAUAGCAUCUGCACUUGGAUACAUUAAUCCACACGAUGCUAUCGACAAUCAGAUAGAUGUGAGAUCAAAGUUUUCACUCGGAGAAAUACGUAAACUCGCUACUAGCGAGUUAACAGACUUACCCAGUGGCGUACGGAUUAAUACUGUUUUCAUUAACGAAUAUGGUAUUUACGAUCUUGUAUUUAAAUCAAGAUUACCCGUUGCGAGAGAAUUUAAGUGGUGGGUUAUUAGUGAGGUUCUUCCCUCCAUUCGGAAAACGGGAAAGUAUGCAUUACCAGGUGUUGUGGGUAAGCUUAAAAGUAUUGAGGAUAGCGAGUUACGUUGUCUCAAAGGACCCGAAUGGAUGGAGGUAAAAAGUGAGCUGGCCCGAAAGACUAACCUUAUGAAAGAUCCCGAAGCAGUUUUACGCGGAAGAAAAGGUGGGUUAGCUGCACAAGAGAAUAAUAGGCGGGCUAGAAAGUUAUCACAUGAAAGAGGAGUUAAAAUUCUUGAACUUGAAGAAAAAGUACAAGAUCUUGAAGAAGAAUUAACUGAAAAAAUCCAUGAACUCGAAGAUGAGAACAAGAGACUCUGGAUCGAAAAUAAAAAUCUCAAAGAACAAUAA
Molecule: messenger RNA, 702 nt
Organism: Paramuricea clavata
Lineage: Eukaryota; Metazoa; Cnidaria; Anthozoa; Malacalcyonacea; Plexauridae
Source: the annotation of a GenBank genome assembly